Molecule: messenger RNA, 1917 nt
Organism: Metarhizium acridum CQMa 102
Lineage: Eukaryota; Fungi; Ascomycota; Sordariomycetes; Hypocreales; Clavicipitaceae
Source: RefSeq, a predicted model, not a curated record
AUGGGCACCAAACCCGCGAAUUAUCAUGUCGACCUUAAAUCCGAUGCCUUGCAUCACAUUGAAGAUGCUACUCCAGACUACUCUCGCAACAUAUAUGCCAAGUUUGUUCCACACCCAGAGCAUGCCCACCACAUCACGCAACCCAAGCUAAAUCUCAUAUCCAGAAUCCGCAAUCCUCUCGCCGGCAUCUCGAGAGAUGAUCUCAGAUUCCGCGUCUCAUCUUUCUGCCGGGAAUACAAUCUCGUCGAAAAACAAGACGUCUUCUUCCGCGGCGCGCUUGUAGCCCAAUCCCCGGAAGAUUACAACUCCAUUCCGGAGCUUACAGACCAAGAAAAGCAUUUCCUCUCCCGAGAAGCCACCCAUAGAUGGCACCUUCCCAAAGCAUUGUACUACACCAUUGCGCUCUGCUCGCUCGGUUCCGCCAUCCAGGGAUGGGACAACACCGGCGCCAACGGCGCUAAUCUCUCGUUCCCCAAGGAAUUUGGCAUCGAGCACAACAGCUGGCUGAUCGGGUGCAUCAAUGCCGCUCCCACACUCUUUGGCCUGCUGAGCUCAUGGGCCGCCGAUCCUGUAAACAACUUGCUCGGUCGUCGGGGGACCGUCUUUGUAACCGGCCUGUUUUGCAUAUUCCCAGUCCUGGGCCAGGGGUUUACUCGAAACUGGUGGGAGCUCCUGAUAUGCCGCCUCCUCAUGGGCUUGGGCAUGGGCAUAAAAAUCUCCACGAUACCAGUCUACACGGCUGAGGUGUCGCCGGCUUCGAUCCGAGGCGGCCUGGUCACGAGCUUCCAGAUGUGGGUUUCUUUUGGAAUGUUCAUCGGGUAUGCUACCAAUCUGAUUUUCUACAAGGUUGGGAGACUGGCCUGGCGGUUUCAACUGGCUGCUGCUUUUGCACCCGCCAUCCCCGUCGUCAUCUGCGUUUGGUGGUGCCCGGAAUCACCCCGUUGGCUAAUGAAAAAGGGCCGCUACGUCGAAUCGUUCAAGUCAUUCUGCCGCCUGCGUAACACCGAACUCCAGGCUGCGAGGGACUUGUACUAUGCACACUGCCAGGUCAUUGAGGAGCGCGACGCCUUUGCUGGCGCUUCUUUUCUCAGCCGUGUCUGGGAAUUAGUUGCCCUGCCACGGCUGCGUCGGGCUACCAUUGCCAGUGCUUGGAUCGUGAUUAGCCAGCAAUUCUCCGGAAUAAACAUUAUGGCAUUCUACAGCUCCACAAUCUUCUCGGAAGCCGGCUACUCCGUCCUUAGCAGUCUCCUGGCCUCGCUUGGUUUUGGCAUCGUACUCUUUGUAUUUGCCUUUCCUGCCGUGUACACCAUGGAUACCUAUGGUCGCAGAAACCUGCUCCUCGUCACGUUCCCCAACAUGGCGUGGUGCCUUCUGGCCGCGGGAUUGUGUUUCCUUAUGCCCACUGAUUCCAGCGCGCGCAUCCCUCUGAUCGCCUUGUUUAUUUAUGUUUUCACGGCCUUUUACGGACCCGGUAUCGGCCCGUUGCCUUCAAUCUACUUCUCGGAAUCCUUUCCCCUGUCGCAUCGUGAACUCGGUGCGGGCAUGACCAUCUGCGUCAACAACGCCGUGGGCAGCGCCUUGAGUCUCACUUUUCCGUCCCUGCUGAACAAGAUUACCCCCACGGGAGCAUUCGGCUUCUACGCGGGCCUGAAUAUCCUGGCCUUUCUGGUCAUUUUCUUUAUAGUUCCUGAAACAAAGAAACGUACCCUCGAAGAACUGGACUAUAUCUUCAGCGUUCCUACCCGAAGACAUGUUUCGUAUCAGCUUGGUACUUGGCUCCCAUGGUGGUUCAAGAGCUUGGGUUCACAUGUGAAUCCUCUAUUACUUGAUUUGUUGAGAUGCUUUGCUAAUGGCGAUAUUCUUGGUGAUGCUUACGUGCGAGAUGAGCAUAGGGUAAAGAGCCAUGGCUUCUCCUAA